AUGAGCGGUAAGAGUGCUGGGGAGCUGGGCAAAAACCUGCAGGAACUUGAACAACUUAAUAAAGCCAUAGAGGCUAUAAAAAAUGAAGUUGAAGAGAAACAAAAAACUCUGUUGCUGUACACCAGUGGAGCACCACACACAGAAGAUCCUGCCACCAAAGUGGACAGCAACUGCAAUACAGUAGAUGAUGUGGAGGAGAAAAUGCCCACUUCAUCCAAAAAGAUUUCCAGAGCAAAGAGCAGUAACCCAGUUCCCAAAAAAUAUAUCCUUGAUAGAAGCUGUCCAGCCACUGAUUUGGAGUAUGAUCCCUUGCUUAACUAUUCUGCAGGCUUCUUUGCUUCCACUACAAAAGAAAAGGAGACUGACAACAAAAAUAAAUCAAAGCGCAAGUGCGAGGAGGAGUCGGAUAACCUCCCAAAAAGACCAAGGGCUGCAUCUCCGAUCAGGUUAGAAAUAAAGCUUCAAGAGUCCGAUGAUGAAGAUAUGCUGGUCAUUGAUGUUCCUCCACUUCUGGAAGUCUCAAAGAAACCAAGAGCUCAUAACAGAUGUGGACCUAAAGAAGAGCACUUACUGAUAUUUGAUGAUGCAGAAGUAAUAGAAGUAAAAGUUCCUGUCCAUGCUGUGGAAAAUCUUGUGGCUCCAGCAGAACGUACUGUUGAUGUAAAGACCAUUUCUGAACCGUUCCCUCCCAGUAUGGACAUUACUGCUCAUACCAAUGACAAUGGUCAAAUAACUGAAAGUUUUAGCAACUGUGCUUCUUUGGAGCUGGAUCAGUCCUUGGACAUGAAAGAGCUUGAGACAAAGGAGAGACCUGUUACUGUAAGUAGCGAUAGAAAUGUUGAGGAGGCCAUGGCUGUUGGUGUGGAAUCUGACUGUAAAGAUGACUGCCAACCUUUGUACCAAGAAACCUCAUUGACACAGCAAAGUCAGUUCCUCCAUGAUGAUGCAAACAAUGAUAAAGAUAUGGAAGUCCUAAUUUUGGGUGAGAAUAGUACUGAACCAUUAACCGUUGAUGAACAGAAAUGUGAGGCAGUAGUCAGAAGUGUAGAAGAUGAAGUGAUUGUUGUAAAUUCGUCAUCUGACACUGAGGACAGCACCUAUGAAGAAACAGAUGUUUCUGAUUCUGAUGAUCCAAUAGAAGAAUGCCGAAGAAUUUUCAAUGAAUUUACGGAGAGUGAAGCAAGGAAAAAAUCUGCCCAGGUUCAAGAUCAGUCUGAAAAAGAAAUACAAGAAGCAAAGGGAAGUGAUGAAAUUCCUGGCCAAAAGAAGAGGGUUGCUCAUCCAUCUGCAAAAUCUGAGGUGAAGACGAGUAGCACUAUACUUGUACCUUAUAGAGGUACUGCUACACAGCAGAUGCCUCACACAAGGAUAAUAAAUGUGCAACAGCAAGCGUUACAGAUCACAUCUGCUGUUAAAAAUGGCCAGGCUUUUGUAGCCACCUCCCAGAAAAGAGUUGCCAGUUACUCAACCCCAGCCUUUAAUCAUUACAGCCAGAUGGUUUGUCUUAACGUAUUGGAAGUGCAACCUGUUGUGCCUGCUAGAAAUCAACUGGGUGGCAUGUUCCACGGAAGUGCAUGUAUGAAGCCUGUUGUACCACCGAAAAGGACUAUGCCAACACCACCAAUGAAGAUCCCUACUCGUAAAAAACAGUCUGUUACAGUGGAAAGUGGAUGUAAAGUGCCCCAUGAAACCAGACAGCGCUAUGUAAACUCCUUUGUUGAAGAAUUCUUGAAUGAAUCGGCAACUGUUCAGGAAGCUUUUGAGAAGGCUCUAGCAGAAGAAAAGUCAAUUUAUGAAAGAUGUGGAAGUAAAAACAUGUACCUUAAUAUAGCGGUCAACAGCCUCAAAAAAUUAAGAGAUCAGCGAAAUGUUCAGAAAUGUUUGGGGAGGUCUGGCAGCAGAAAGGUGAAAAGUGGAUCAAAACAGCAAGUUGAUAAAAAUGAACUUGCUGGGCCUAUUCUGUACAACCUACUCAAGGACUAUCUUCUCUCCGAAGACCAAUUAAUAGAGAAUGGCUAUCCAAGGCCACACCCUGAUAAACCUGGUAGUGCCCUAGUCCAUUGCAUAGUAACUAAAGCUAUGUGCACGGACGCGUUAAGACGCGUGUGCUGUAGGUGCGGCGAAAGCUAUUCUGUAACACCGCAAGGAAGGCAUGUACGUAAGGAAGAGUGCACCUAUCACUCUGGUAAAGUUUUAAAGCAUAAAGUCCCAGGUGGAAUGGAAACACGCUACAGUUGUUGUGAAGCAGCUGUAGGAACACCAGGAUGUCAAAUGGCAAAGCUACAUGUUCAUGAUGGCCAAAAAGAUAACCUUGAUGGGUUUAUAAAAACUUUUGUAAAACUUCAACCAUCGGAUGGAAAUCCUGGAAUAUUUUCAGUGGAUUGUGAAAUGUGUUACACGACUCAUGGUCUGGAACUUGCCAGAGUGACGGUGGUCGAUCCUAGCUUGCAGGUGGUUUAUGAUACAUUUGUUAAGCCUGAUAAUGAAAUUAUAGACUAUAACACCAGGUUAUCUGGUGUCACAGAAGAAAACCUAAAGAAUAUAACCACAUCCAUUAGAGAUGUACAGGCAAUUAUGCUCAACCUGUUCAGUGCAGAUACCAUCCUUAUAGGACAUGGGUUAGAGAAUGACUUGACAGCACUUAAGCUAAUUCAUGAUACUGUAGUUGAUACAUCAAUAGUAUUUCCUCAUAGAUUAGGCUUUCCUUAUAAAAGAGCCUUAAGAAGUUUAAUUGCUGACUACCUGCGUCGCAUUAUUCAAGAUAAUGUUAGUGGUCAUGAUUCAAGUGAAGAUGCUACUGCGUGUAUGGAACUGAUGAUCUGGAAAGUGAAAGAAGAUACAAAAGGACGAAGAUGAGUCUACAUUGGCUACAAAAGCACUUACCCUUUUCCUUAACGCAAAAG
Bufo gargarizans (Asiatic toad) is the source of this 2903-nucleotide messenger RNA. Its product is annotated as RNA exonuclease 1 homolog. Gene Ontology annotation, cellular component: nucleus. The coding region runs from base 1 to 2856 and encodes 951 amino acids. The record is from RefSeq and is a predicted model, not a curated record. Lineage: Eukaryota; Metazoa; Chordata; Amphibia; Anura; Bufonidae. Gene Ontology annotation, molecular function: exonuclease activity; nucleic acid binding. The transcript is spliced from 16 exons.